GGCGACUCCGAUGCGUUCGACCCAGCCGCAAUCUCAAAGCAUCGUUGGUACAAACAUGUUCAACCAGAUGGAAAGGCAGAGUCCACACUACACGCAUCCCAACUACCUUGGCGACAAUCGUCUGCCUCCAGGAACUAUCCUCUCGCCGACUAGGCACCUGAGGAAUGCCGAGCCACGUCCGCUAGUGCCUGCUGAUCCACGCCUCAAUGCUCGUCACGUUGCUGAUGCUGGUCAGGCCUUACGCCAGCUCGUGUCGAGAGGCUUUGGCUCGGGUUUCCUGAAGAAGCUCGCGUGCGUAGGACAAGGGUGCCAUGGGAUCGAAGCCGCUGAGUCCGCAGGACAGCACAGCGUGCCGCAACAUCACACCGGGAUUGGAUACGGUCGCGACACUGGUCCUCUCUCGCCGCCCCGGCGUCAUGUGAUAGACAUGGCGCAAGUGGACAUGCCCCUGCGCGGCGCAGCACGGCAGAAUCUCUCUCCCUCCAGACAACAAAAGAUCUUGGGCAGUAGCUCGAGCAGUGCUGCGCACCAUGCUCACACUGGUGACACCACCGCAGUGGAUCAGCCGCUGGGCAGUGUGCCGUGGUUCGCUCUCUCAAAGACGAAGCAGGACCAAAUCUUGUACCCUGGUUCAAAGGGAGGCGGGACGGAGACGGGCUCCAAAGGUCUGAAGUCCGCUCUGAAACCUUCCGGCUCGUCUCGAGAGGGAAAAAGGGUCAGAUUCAGUCUUGAUAAGGCGAAACGUGCUGACGGGCCGUCCAAAAUUGCCCGUAGCCCAACUCCUUAUCCGGAAGAGUUCCACGACCUGGUGUGAUGGUGCUGGAUGCAGGUCGCUGUGCCCAGGUCGCGCUUCAGCACUCUUCAGGGCGGUGUUGCAGCUCGUCGAGGAGCUUGGUGAUUCAGGCUCUGGUCUUGAAUUACACGUGUAUCUGCGGCCGAGGCGGAUGAUUGAAUGCUCAAGCAGAGAUCAAGGUCCAUCUUGCGCGCGUGAGGCAGCAGUAGUAACACAGUCGAUGAGCACGCACGACAGACCUUCAAAGCGAAUUCAAAUGUGCCUUUG
This is a messenger RNA of Ceraceosorus guamensis, 1060 nucleotides long. RefSeq lists its product as hypothetical. NCBI's taxonomy places the organism in Eukaryota, Fungi, Basidiomycota, Exobasidiomycetes, Ceraceosorales, Ceraceosoraceae. Bases 11 to 814 code for a protein of 267 amino acids. The record is from RefSeq and is a predicted model, not a curated record. The transcript is spliced from 3 exons.